AUGGCGGUCUGCGAAUUUAAGGCGAUGCUGUUGGUGUGACGUAUAAUCUAGUGGACGGGACGCUUCUUUCAACAGCUUUCAGAAGCAAUAAUAGUUAGUCUGACACCUCGGUAGCUUGCAAGACAAAAAAUCUGAACCAAUAAAGCUCUUUAAACGUGUUAAUUAGCUGCUGUGUUUUAAACCCACGUUUGUCGUCUAGUUAGUUAUCCGAUUUGAUUUCAUAUUUACGGUAUUGUUAUUAGUCAGCGAGCGGUCUGGUUAAGUUAGCAUUAGCCUAGCUAACAUCUCCGACCAUGCGGUCACUAAGCCACUAUCCUGCUAAAGAAGAGGGAGAUAUCACAGUAAAACAAGAAGUAGAGGGUGAGGCCGUUACUAUGAAAGAAGAGGAAGACGCGUUCAGAGUGUUAGAGGAGGAUGUUACAGUAAAAGAAGAGGAUUAUGCAGUUUAUGGCGUGAAAGAGGAGGAGGAGAUGACUCUUACAUCGAAAAAGGAGGAGGAAGAAGAGGAUGAAACUGGAUAUCUGGGCCCUGUUUCCCAAACGCAUCUUAAGGCAUCCAAUGGUUCUAACGAUGAAUUUAGCCAUAAGAUGGUUUUGAGAAACCGUUCCCUGAUUAACACUAGAGAGAUACAGGACUAUCGUGGAUCCUCUGGGGAGCCUCAACAACUUCAUGAUGCUGACGAGGCAAAGAGUCUCUCCAGAUCAGAACACCUCAAUAAACACCUGCAGAGAUCCACGGGGAAGAGAACUCACUGCUUCUCUGACUGUGGGAAGAGAUUCACCUCAUCAGGCAUUAACAUUCAUCAGAGAGUUCACACAGGAGAGAAACCUUAUAGCUGUGGUCAAUGUGGGAAGAGGUUUACUCAGUCAACCGGCCUGAUAUCACACCAGAGAAUACACACCAGAGAUAAACCUUAUAGCUGUGGUCAAUGUGGGAAGAGGUUUACUCAGUCAACCGGCCUGAUAUCACACAAGAGAACACACACAGGAGAGAAAUCAUAUAGCUGUGAUCAGUGUGGGAAGAGAUUUACUGAGUCUGGGGCUCUGACUAAACACCAGAGAAUACACACAGGAGAGAAAUCUUAUAGCUGUGAUCAAUGUGGGAAGAGAUUUGCUGCAUCUAGCUAUCUGACUCUACACCAGAGAACACACACAGGAGAGAAACCGUAUGCCUGUGAUCAAUGUGGGAAGAGUUUUACUCAGUCAACCAACCUGAUAUCACACCAGAGAACACACACAGGAGAGAAACCUUAUGCCUGUGAUCAAUGUGGGAAGAGUUUUACUCAGUCAACCAACCUGAUUUCACACCAGAGAAUGCACACCGGAGAGAAACCUUAUAGCUGUGGUCAAUGUGGAAAGAGUUUUACUACAUCUAGCUAUCUGACUCUACACCAGAGAAUACACACAGGAGAGAAACCUUAUAGCUGUGGUCAAUGUGGAAAGAGUUUUGCUACAUCUAGCUACCUGACUCUACACCAGAGAAUACACACAGGAGAGAAACCUUAUAGCUGUGUUCAAUGUGGAAAGAGUUUUGGUCGAUCUGGCCAUCUGACAUCACACCAGAGAACACACACAGGAGAGAAACCAUAUAGCUGUGAUCAGUGUGGGAAGAGGUUUACUGAGUCUGGGGGUCUGACUAAACACCAGAGAACACACACAGGAAAUAAACCUUAUAGCUGUGAUGAAUGUGGAAAGAGUUUUACUACAUCGACCCAUCUUAUUACACACCAGAGAACACACACAGGAGAGAAACCUCAUAGCUGUGAUCAAUGUGACAAGAGAUACUCUGAUAAAAGACAUCUGAUCAAACAUCAGAAAAAACAUACAUGAGGGAGUUGUUUCAUGAUAUCAAUGAAAUAUCCCACUCAGCAAAAUGUAAUUGAAAAGAGGUUGAAAAUAAGACUAAGUCCGAAGUCCAAUAUACAUUCGGUUGAAAGUGAAAGUUGAGAAGAUGUUUUUCUGGUCAUUUAACUUAAUGUCAAUGUACUUGCAGCCUAUACACAUGGACGCAGUAUAAUAAAUUAGUCUAUAAUCAAUAUUAAUAACAAUCUUACAUCAUUCCAGUAUUUCUUGACAACAUUCAAGUGCUAAUUGUCUUCAUUCCACUACUGAAGAAGCAUGCCUCAAAUCACCUACUCAUAUUUCAAACAUUCAGCCUGACAAAAUAUACAUGUUUUAUUAUUCCAUGCCUCACCACUACGUGAAUUAUUCCCAAUAUAUAUUAACAAAGGAGUGUACAUUUGGUUUUGAUAAUUCAUAUUUACAAUUCAUGUAACAUUUAGUAAUCAUUAUUUAUGCAACCAACUGACACUUUUUGGCUACAAUUAUAUUGACAUACAAUAUAAUGCCUUGCGAAAGUAUUCGGCCCCCUUGAACUUUGCCACAUUUUGCCACAUUUCAGGCUUCAAACAU
Messenger RNA from Oncorhynchus tshawytscha (Chinook salmon), 2411 nucleotides. RefSeq names its product zinc finger protein 271-like. Bases 294 to 1829 code for a protein of 511 amino acids. The record is from RefSeq and is a predicted model, not a curated record. NCBI's taxonomy places the organism in Eukaryota, Metazoa, Chordata, Actinopteri, Salmoniformes, Salmonidae. Gene Ontology annotation, biological process: regulation of cytokine production; negative regulation of transcription by RNA polymerase II; regulation of immune system process. The transcript has 2 exons.